Messenger RNA from Diatraea saccharalis (sugarcane borer), 844 nucleotides. Lineage: Eukaryota; Metazoa; Arthropoda; Insecta; Lepidoptera; Crambidae. The record is from the annotation of a GenBank genome assembly.
AACAGGUCGCUAUCCUACGCGAUCGAUAACUUGGAUGCUGGAGCAUGCGCCAUUUCUCUCUCAAAGAGCAAACAAAAUGUGCUACCUUGUGUUGUUCGCAAUAUCACUGCUCACCUCAGAAGCCGCUAGUGACCUACUAAGGGAUAGUGUCCAUGUGACAUCCGCUGCAGCUCGGCCAAACAAUGAGUUGUGGUGCUACCGGUGCCUGGCGGAGGUGCCAGAGGACAAAUGCGCGGACCUGCGCCCGAAUAACUCUGCACUCGUACACAAAUGCCAUAACGACCGGAGAGUAUGCAUGGUAAAACGCUUCUCGUAUACGACCUCUAACGAGAAUUCGACCACGGCUCUGAAGAUGUGGGCCCUAGAAAGGAAUUGCACGAAACACUGCGAGCCAGGCUGCAUCAUCAUCGGCGAGAGGACGAAGCUCCACGCUUGCACUUCUUGUUGCACCACUUCUCUUUGCAAUUACGACUCCAGCGCCAUAAAGGAGACAUUACAUAUUAUCAUAUAUGUUGUAUCCAUAGCACUAGCAUUAAUAUUAUGAUCGCCUUAGACGGUAAACUAGUAACUAAUUAGUAUUUGUGAUAUAGGGACCAUCUAAUGUCGUCACAUCUUAUAUCAUAUAUAAGUUAUGAAAACGUUCAGACAACGUUAUCGAUCGAUGAUCCCAAAGAUAACCAUAGCGCUUGAUUAAUUGCAAAAACAUCUAAUUUACUUAUCAUUUGUUUUUCAAUAGAAGUAAUAGGUAUUAUGAUGGGGCCUAAGUCGUAUAAUGAAUCCUACAAAAUCCAUCAAAAGGUCUACCCUAAAUAUUAAAACACAAUAGAGGGAUUUUUGCUGUAAU